Messenger RNA from Habropoda laboriosa, 1068 nucleotides. It is a transcript of the gene gt, whose product is annotated as protein giant-like. The transcript is spliced from 2 exons. Gene Ontology annotation, biological process: regulation of transcription by RNA polymerase II. The record is from RefSeq and is a predicted model, not a curated record. NCBI's taxonomy places the organism in Eukaryota, Metazoa, Arthropoda, Insecta, Hymenoptera, Apidae. Gene Ontology annotation, molecular function: RNA polymerase II cis-regulatory region sequence-specific DNA binding; DNA-binding transcription factor activity, RNA polymerase II-specific. The coding region runs from base 106 to 1068 and encodes 320 amino acids. Gene Ontology annotation, cellular component: nucleus.
AAAAUCGCAAAUAACGGGUUGCGGUCGUCCCUACACCAUAGAAAUGUGGGUUAUGUGGCCAAAAGAGCAAAAAUUUGUAUACACGGGAAAAGAGAAAGUUGCAACAUGGAUUCUUAUUCCGAGUCACCGAUGGACAGCGUACAAGCUCUGGACUUCACCUCUUGUGGGCAACGGGAACAGAGAAUAGCAUUCACCGAAUCGAUCCUGGAUCUCUCGUGCAAGAAACAGACCACCACGUCAACGUCCAACGAAUCAAAUUCACCAAGUUCACGUUCAAAUUCACCCGCGAUCAUUACGAGACCGGAUCAAAUCGGCCAUUUUUCGGAUUCUGAACGGAAAAGUCCUUUCGAGGGACGAACGUUCAUGGUAACACCGCCUUCAGAGUCGGAUUCACCGAGAAAAAUCAAAUACGAUUCACUUUAUAACUGUUCGGAGACACCGGCAAAUAAUGUCAUCGGUUCAAACGCUGGUUUCUCUGUUUUACCAAUGAAUGUACCAAUUCCAGUCGUUCCCACAGUAUUACCAACGUUGCUUUCGCAAAAUAGCGAGACGACCAAAACAACGCAAAUAGUCGGCACUUCUACACCAUCGACAACUACUUCGACGACGUAUUCCAAAGACAUCUCGUUGUCCACACUAUCUCCGGAUAUCGGUAAGAAAGCACCAAGACCUUUUAAAGCUUAUCCAAAAGAUCCACUAUCGCUUACUGUGGGAACAGCAGAAAUGAUGUACGAUCAAAAUUCCACUGAGGCGUACUCGGAGUUCCGAAAACGAAUGCUCGAAUCUGUCAGAAGGUCGAACGAAGGAACAAACAUCAAAAUGCGAAGAAUAACAAAAAGUCCGGGACUGCCAACCAGCACUGUUGACGAAAAGGACGCAGCUUACUGGGAAAGGAGAAGAAAAAACAACGAAGCAGCGAAACGCUCCAGAGACGCUCGGAGAGCGAAAGAAGACGAAAUUGCUAUCAGGGCAGCUUUUUUAGAACAAGAAAACAUGAAACUGAAAUACGAACUCGUAGCACUCAGGAACGAAACGGCCAAGCUUAGAUGUAUGGUUUACUCAACUUGA